Dentiscutata heterogama is the source of this 499-nucleotide messenger RNA. Lineage: Eukaryota; Fungi; Glomeromycota; Glomeromycetes; Diversisporales; Gigasporaceae. The record is from the annotation of a GenBank genome assembly.
AUGAAAGUUAUUAAGAUUUCUUUUUUAAUUUUAUUAUUAAAUCAAGCGCCAUCUCUUGACUCCUUUGACUUACGAUUAAAUCAAAUUUACAAGCUAUCGUCGAAUAAUAUUACAUUGGAUGUGCCGGCUAUACUCUUAGUCGGAAAAACAGGUGCUGGAAAGAGUACAUUGGGAAAUUAUCUGUUGGGAACCCCUAUCUUUAAUGUUUCAAAUAAUUUUGAAUCUGGAACAAUCACAUCUGCUUCAGCACUCGCCAAAAUUGGUAACGAAUUGUACAAUGUGGUGGAUACUCCAGGGAUUUUUGAUACUGAAAGGUCAGAAGAAGAGAUACUAGACGAAAUUACGCGUACCAUACAAAAGUGUCCUUAUGGGAUCAAGGCCAUAUUAUUUUUGUUCGAGGCUAUAAGACUCACUGAUGAACAAAAGGCUGUAAUUAAAGCAAUAAAGGCAUUUCUUGGAGAAGAUGCCUUAAAAUACGUUAUCACCGUCUUCUCAAAAU